Molecule: messenger RNA, 1388 nt
Organism: Ricinus communis (castor bean)
Lineage: Eukaryota; Viridiplantae; Streptophyta; Magnoliopsida; Malpighiales; Euphorbiaceae
Product: stellacyanin
Exons: 2
Coding region: 826-1320 (164 amino acids)
Cellular component (GO): plasma membrane
Molecular function (GO): electron transfer activity
Source: RefSeq, a predicted model, not a curated record
GAAAGCAAUUUGAUGUCCUCUCCUAACUGUUCCAUUUCCGGCAGGGGUUCAGCCCGGAUAAAAUUUAGUAACAAUAUUGCAAGAGAUUCCCAGUUCUCAUGCUUUUUUUGCAGGAAACCUGCUCUCUGAACAUUUAAAUUGAUCUUUACGAAAAAAGUGGACUAGAUAAAAUAAUUUAUUAAAAAAAUAAAUCUAUUAAAUUAAAAAAAGUCUAUUUUAAACACUCUAACGACAAUUUUAAACAUGUUUAUAACAUACGGAUAGUUUUUAGAGAUUUCUAGAUACGAAAAGAUCCUAAGCUCACUUUUAAAAUGAUAUUUUUUUGUGAUGAGUAAGAAAAAAAAAUGAAUUUCUAUGGAUUUUGGAGAAUGUUUAAUGAUUAAAUUGAUAAAUUACCGUUCAAGAUCACUUUACAUUUGUCAAUUGUCAAGUGAAAGAAGCAAUAUCAUUUUUGUAAAUUCAGAACCUAAUGCUUGGAUUUAUGCAGGAUUUGACCAGGUUGAAAGAAGGUUGAGAAAGGGAAAUAUUAAGGCAUCCAUAAUUUGACCUGAAAAAUUCAUCUGCAUUGACAAUGUCAGAUAUUCCUAGCAACGUAUCAUAGCUUCCAAUUGCAACUGAUUGAACAAGCCUUAAUUUGUGACCAGCCCUUCUCAUAUAAAUAACUUCUCUCUUACGUCUGGAAUCUACAUAUACUUGUCUAAAGCAUAUGCAAAUCCACUAGUUCUCACACCAGUUUAAUCAUCUUUGCUAUUUCUUUGCCAAUUGCUCAAAUUCACAGCUUGAAUAUUGGGGGACGAACUGAGGAACACAGAAAAACAGAAGAACAUGGCUGGCAGCCGAAUGAUGGGUUUGGUGGGAUUCUUGGUUGUUGCAGUGGGGUUAUUACAAGGCGCAAAUGCUGCUACAAAAUACACAGUUGGAGAUAGUUUGGGAUGGACUGUCCCUCCCAGCAAUUCUGUUGGAUUCUAUGAGGAUUGGGCUAACAACAGGACAUUUCAGAUAGGCGAUUCUCUUGUGUUCAACUGGACUGGGACACAUACAGCAACUGAAGUAGCAUCAGAAGAGGAAUACAAUAACUGCACAAAGACAGGAAUAGUGAUAACAACGAGCGGAGUAAAUGUCCUUCUUUCUGCAAACGGUACUCGCUACUUUGUCUGUUCAGUAGCCACAAAUUGUGAACAAGGUAUGAAGGUGGCUAUCAGAGUCGGAAACGGCGUACCACCGCCUCCACUUCCUCCCUCUGCCGCUCCUUCACUCACCAUCGGUUCCUUGACUGCUGUGCUCUCCUCCAUACUCAUCUUGUUCUUCAGUUAUAUGUGAAAUGUUUCUUGGUUAACAUUGGAUCAUGUCUUAUUGCGGAUUGCAGUUGAUGAUUCUUUCUUUCUCUC